GGGCUGUCGGCGCGGAAGCUGCCGUUGAUCUGCCACCCUAUAGGCGUGUGUGGCGAGUGGCAGCCUGACAGUGGCAAUCCCCCGAAUGGUGCCAGGAUGGAAUGGACCCUAGACUUGGUGCCCGACCUGCUCUUCUGGGGUGCUGCGAGCCUGGUCCUGGCGCAGGUGGCACAGGCGGUGGGGCUGGCACUCUGGCACUUGGCUUUCCCCGCGCUGUGGCUCCUGACGGGCGGGGCGUGUCUCCUGACGGCCUCGGCGAAGGUAAGCACGAAAGGCAAGGCGGUCCUCGUGACGGGCUGCGAUACAGGCAUCGGGCACGCCCUUGCGCUCAGCCUGCAUGAGAAGGGCUUCCGUGUGUUCGCGGGGUGCCUGCAGGCGGCGGCGGAGGGCGAGGGCGCCGAGGCCCUGCGGCGAAGGGCGUCCGACCGACUACACGUCCUGCAACUCGACGUGACAAGGGAGAAGCAGGUCCAGGAGGCUGUUCAACAAAUCAUCGAGAUUUUGCCUCAAGACGAGGUCCUGUGGGGCGUGGUUAACAACGCGGGCGUGAGCGGCCUCGGUCAGGUGGAGUGGGUGCCUCUGGAGAAGUACCGGGAGGUCGCGGCCGUCAACCUCUUCGGGGUCUUGGCCGUCACCAAGGCCGCCCUUCCUCUCGUCAGGAGGGCACAGGGUCGUGUGGUGAACAUCUCGAGCGUGACCGGAUGCAUCGGACGCGCCAAUCUGUCUCCUUACACGCUCACCAAGUAUGCUGUGGAGGGGCUGAGUGACUGCCUGAGGGAAGAAAUGCGGGCGUGGGGCGUGGGCGUCAGCUUAGUGCAACCGGGGAACUACUCUGCAGGAACCGAGAUCACGACGCCUGGCAGAGUGGCGCGUCAAGGAGCCCGGAUGUGGGAGACGAUGGACGCGGUCGUGAAGGCGGACUACGGCGAGGACUUCUUCAACCGCGUCGUCGAGUUGUCGAAGAAAGCUAGUUUGAGCGGGUCCCAGGACCUGACACCCAUCCUCCAAGCCGUGACCCUCGCCCUGACGCAGCAGUUCCCGAGGGCGAGGUACAGGGCCGUUGACUGUUACUACUUGGUCAAGGUCCUGUGUGCUGUUCACCUCCCGGAGUGGCUCUUCGACCUCGUGUACCAGGAGCGCCCUUCCUCCCUGCGCUGUCGAGUGCGGCUGCUUCAGGACAAGACGGAGUAAUCCAUUGUGGAAGCUCAUAUGUAUUUAUUUAUUGUAUUAGUUCGGCAUGUUUUGGCUGGCGGGCGAGGCGGUGGGAUCCAUUAGGAAAGCCGGAAAUUUAUUUAUUCAUUUAUUUAUCAUUAUCAUUCUUGUGUCUUGCUGGUGGUCUGCUUUUACAUUAUAAUCAUCUAUAAUUCAUAACUUUGGUGUUGUUGGCUGCUACUGAAACGGAGACAGAGUGAACUGUUUUUAGGCCUUAUAUUUAUUUAGUAUUGGUCGACAGUUUUUUUUUAUUUUUCAUACAUUUUAAUUUCAAUCAAUGUUACAAGGGUUGGGAAUCUUUCAUUUACUUACUUAUCCAUUUCUCCUUUUCUCUCCGCUUCCCUGCCAUUAGUCGGGGGCUAAGAACGGGGCGAAUUUUUUCCCAUUGCUCUCGUCGGUCGCUUCUUUCAAAUAUUAAAAAAAAACUCCGUGAAAUGACUGGUGGUAUUUUAAAAGCUU
Messenger RNA from Penaeus monodon (black tiger shrimp), 1671 nucleotides. Its product is annotated as D-beta-hydroxybutyrate dehydrogenase, mitochondrial-like. Bases 97 to 1191 code for a protein of 364 amino acids. The record is from RefSeq and is a predicted model, not a curated record. NCBI's taxonomy places the organism in Eukaryota, Metazoa, Arthropoda, Malacostraca, Decapoda, Penaeidae. The transcript has 9 exons.